AGGUCGUGUUGAAAUCUUGCACAACGGUGUCUGGGGAACAAUUUGUCAUGAUUAUUGGGAAAUGCCGGAUGCUAAUGUACUCUGCCGCCAGUUGGGUUUCGAAGGUGCCCUUGUAGCACUCCGUUCUGCUGCUUAUGGAGAGGGAACUGGAGAGAUAUGGCUGGAUGACGUUGAUUGUAAAGGAAAUGAGCCCUCAAUUUUCCAGUGUGGACACAAGGGAUGGGGAAUUCGGAACUGUGAUCAUAGCCAAGAUGCUAGUGUGAUUUGCAUUCCAAUUGUUCGUUUGAGUGAAGGAGUGUUCUCCCACAAAGGUUUAGUUCAAGUUUACCGCAGCAGAACGUGGGGCUGGAUCUGUAAUCAGGGUUGGGAUAAACAAGAUGCCGACGUGGUUUGUAGAGAGUUAGGUUUCACAAAGGCUUCUAUGGUUUACGGCAGUUUAAAAGAUAAAGGUGGUGUUAUAUGGAUGAAAAAUAUUCAGUGCAUUGGCAAUGAAACGUCACUCGUCUUAUGUGACCAUGAAGACUGGAAGAAAUAUAGCUGCACAAAUGGUCAACUCGCAGGUGUGGAGUGCAGCGUACCUGAAGUAAGGUUAGUUGGCGGGACUGCCUCAUAUGAAGGUCGUGUCGAAGUAUCCUAUGAUGGCAGCUGGGGAACAAUUUGUCAUGAUUACUGGGAACUGCCAGAAGCCUCUGUUUUCUGCCGUCAGCUGGGAUUCGAAGGAGCGCUACUUGCUCUUCGUUCUGCUGCUUUUGGAGAAGGGUCAGGGAUCAUAUGGAUGGAUGAUGUCCACUGUGCUGGAAACGAAACAGCGAUAACGCAGUGUAAGCAUAGGGGAUGGAGAGUGACAGAUUGUGAUCACAGCAAAGACGCCGGUGUGAUCUGCACACCGAAAGUUCGUGUAGGUGGAGAAAUCAAUGCUACCCAAGGUCUGGUUCAGGUUUAUCAUAACAAGGCAUGGGGAUGGAUUUGUAAUCAGCUGUGGGACGACACGGAUGCAAACGUGGUUUGUAAGGGGUUGGGGUAUGAAAAUGCUACACUUUUGUACAGUAACCCGGUUGAUAAAGGCGGAAUGAUUUGGAUGAAUCACGUACAGUGCGAUGGAAGCGAAAGAUCUUUAGUCUCGUGUACACAUAAUGGAUGGAAAGAUCACAGCUGUGCAAAAGGUCAACUUGCUGGUGUGGUUUGCAGUAUUCCAAAAGUAAGGCUUGUUAAUGGAACAGCACCUUACAAUGGUCGUGCAGAAAUAUUCUACAAUGGAGAAUGGGGUACAAUUUGUCAUGAUUAUUGGGACAAUCCAGAAACAAAUGUCUUCUGUCGUCAGCUCGGAUUUGAAGGGGCAAUUACAGGACUUCGCUCUGCUGCUUUUGGACAAGGCUCUGGAAUGAUAUGGAUGGAUGACAUCAACUGUACCGGACAGGAGACUGCAAUAUCUCAGUGUGUACACAGAGGAUGGAGAGUAACAGACUGUAAACACAACCAAGAUGCUAGUGUGAUCUGCAUCCCAAAAGUUCGCCUAGGUGGAGAUAAAUAUUUAGGCGAAGGUCUGGUUCAAGUUUAUCACGAAAAGACAUGGGGCUGGAUAUGCAGUGAAAAAUGGAAUAAACAGAAUGCUGAUGUGCUUUGUCGAGAGUUAGGAUACACAAAUGCUUCUUCAUCAUACAGCAGUUCCGCAAACACGGUUGGUGAGGUGUGGAUGAAUAAUGUGCAGUGUCAGGGAACUGAAAGAUCGUUACUUUUCUGUGCCCAUGAUGGUCGGAAAUCUCAUAGCUGUACAAACGGUCGAGUGGCUGGCGUAUUUUGUGUUGUUCCUGAAGUGCGUUUAGUCGGUGGAACUGCGACAUACAAGGGCCGUGUCGAAAUUUUCUUCAAUGGGGCCUGGGGAACGAUUUGUCACGACUUCUGGGAACUAUCAGAAGCUAAUGUUAUCUGUCGUCAGCUGGGAUUCGAUGGAGGUCUACUAGCUCUUCGUAAUGCUGCUUACGGGCAAGGGUCAGGAAUCAUAUGGAUGGAUAAUGUCAAUUGUACGGGGAAGGAGGAAGCAAUAUCUAGGUGUAAACAUAAAGGAUGGAGGGUGUCAGAUUGCGACCACACUCAAGAUGCCAGUGUCAUUUGUACUCCAAAAGUCCGUUUGGGUAAUGGCGUUUUAGCCAGUGACGGCCUCGUUCAAGUUUACCACAACAAAACAUGGGGCUGGAUCUGUGAUCAGCAUUGGGACCAAAACGACGCUGAUGUUAUUUGUGGCGAGCUUGGAUACUCAAACGCUCUUUCAACUUACAGCCAGCCCUUAAACAAACAUGGGAAUGUAUGGAUGAACAAUGUGCACUGUGCUGGCAAUGAAAAAUCACUGUUUUUUUGUAGACACGACGGGUGGAAAAGACAUUACUGUCACAGUAGACAACUAGCCGGUGUGAUAUGCAAAACUCCCAAAGUCAGGCUAGUUGGGGGAGCUACUUCAUAUCAAGGUCGAGUUGAAAUAUUUUACGAUGGAGUCUGGGGAACAAUAUGCCAUGAUCACUGGGAAAUGCCAGAAGCCAAUGUAGUUUGUCGACAACUGGGAUUCGAACGAGCAUCAGAGGCUCUCCAUUCUGCAGCGUUUGGAGAAGGUUCAGGCGUGAUUUGGAUGGAUAACGUAAACUGUACUGGAAGUGAGACUGCAAUUACUCAUUGUAAACAUAACGGAUGGAGAACGACGGACUGCACGCAUAAGCAAGAUGCCGGCGUGAUUUGCACACCAAAAGGUAAAAUAUAAUAUGCAAGAAGAAUAACAUCAAAAAAGUGAUA
Messenger RNA from Pocillopora damicornis (cauliflower coral), 2781 nucleotides. RefSeq names its product scavenger receptor cysteine-rich type 1 protein M130. The record is from RefSeq and is a predicted model, not a curated record. Gene Ontology annotation, molecular function: protein tyrosine kinase activity; ATP binding. Gene Ontology annotation, biological process: protein phosphorylation. Lineage: Eukaryota; Metazoa; Cnidaria; Anthozoa; Scleractinia; Pocilloporidae. Gene Ontology annotation, cellular component: membrane.